Molecule: messenger RNA, 2988 nt
Organism: Paramecium tetraurelia
Lineage: Eukaryota; Ciliophora; Oligohymenophorea; Peniculida; Parameciidae
Exons: 3
Biological process (GO): protein sumoylation
Molecular function (GO): SUMO ligase activity
Source: RefSeq, a predicted model, not a curated record
AUGCAAUUUAUAUAAGAAAAUUAAAAUCUAAGAAGCAUAUAGGUUGAUACUUUGAAAAUUACAAAAGGAUUAGCCUAAUAAUAUAUCAAUCCUGUCUAAAUAAAAUAUUGUUAACAUGUUAGAGAUUGCUUUGAAUUAGAUGAGGUAGUGAAAUAAUUCAAUAAUCAUUCUAAUUUUAUUUGCGAAAUUUGUAAAUAGUCUGCAAAUACUAUUGCUGAUCUAGUUUGGGAUGUUAGAUAUCAUGCGUAUUAAGAAUUUCAUAAAUCUGUUGAUACCAUUCAUAUCAUUAAUGGAAUAUUAAUAAACUAUUAUUGGAGAAAGGAUAUAUACUUAAAACCCUUUUAUAAUGUCUAGAUACGAGACUGGUUUUUGAAAUCAUAUUAGAAAAAUGAAAUAUUCGAUUAUUCUAGCAAAUCAUAUAAUGGGAAUAUAGAAUUUUUAGGUUUCUGUCUUCUAGAUAAUGUAUAAAUUAAUAUACCAGUAAGAAUAAGAGGAUGUACUCAUUUAGAGUGCUAUGAAUUAACAAGUCUAUUACAUCUUCAAAAUAAUAAUUCGCUGAAUCCAAAAACUUUUAAAUGUAAUCAUAAAAAAUGUGGUCAGAAGUUAGACAUCUCAAGUUUAGAUACAUUCUUUAGCUAAAUUUAUAUUGAUGUAUAACUUCUUAAAAUGAUCAAAAAGAGUAAUAGGAUUUCAAUAAAAAUAAAAUAUAAUAAAUAAACUUAAUCCCUUGAACCUCAAAUUUAGAGUUCGAUAAGGGAACUUUUUGAUGAAUUCUAGAAUAAAUACAGCUAAUAGAGAAUAGAAUUAGACGAAUUGUAAUGUUAGAACCUUGAAUAGUUCUUUUCUCCGAUUUUACAAAAUAAUCUAAUGCAAGAAGAUGAAGUGUUAAAGAAAAAGCUAAUAAAAAACUGCUAAUCUUCAUAAUCAAUAUCAAUGAUUGAUUAAAUAACAUAAUUGCCAUUCGAAAUUCCCACCAGAUGCAAAUAUUGCACAGACUUGAAUAAAUCGUUAGAUUUAAAAACGUAUGUCUUUGAUUUCUUUUUAAAAAAGAAGCUGAAUAAAAAUGUAUAUAAAUAUUAAUGCCCUUUAUGCAACCACAGUUAAUUGUAGACAAUUUAGGUUGCGAAUUUAAAUAAAUACAUAUAUAUUGACUCAUUUUUAAUAAAAUAAAUGCGAAAAUUUUUUAAUGUUGGAGUGGUUUAAAGUCAAUCAAAUAUCAAACGAUUAGAUUCUGUUGUCUUUGAUACAGUUUCAUUAUUGAAUCCCUACACCAAUGUUAGAUAUGCAAAUCCAGCUUUAACUAAAGGUUGUAUACAUCACAAUUUUUGCUUCGAAAUGGAAGAGGCGUUAGAAGAAAUUUGGGACCAUAAUUUUUAUCAAUGUCCACAGUGUACUAGUUUAGCAUAUAGUCCAAAUGAUUUAGUUUAUGAUUGGAGAGUUAAUGCUUAUAAAGAAUUUAACGAAUAUACAAAGGAUGUAACAAUAAUUGCAGGGAUUGUGGUUAAUCAAUACACAAGAAAUAAAAGGAGAUAUUAGGAGUUUUUCACCUAGACUGAAUACAUAACUCAAUUUAAAUAAAUGUUUGACAGAGUUUCCAAAGACAGUUCAAUAUCAACAUUGAUUUAAAAAGACUUAUAAUAAUAGAAUUCAAACAAAUAACAAAAAAUUAAUUUUUGGAGUUUUUGUUUGUAAGACAAAGUGAACAUAAAUAUCCCUGUGAGAAUAUUGGGAUGCAAACAUUAUGAAUGUUAUGAAUUAACCAGUUUACUAUUCUAUUAGGAAUAAAACAGAAAAAAAAAAGAAUUCCUGGAAUGUAAGCAACCAGGGUGUUCAAAUCGAUUGAGAAUUGCUCACAAGGACUAUACUAAGUAAUAUAAUACUCCAGAAAUGGAGGAAUAAGAGAAAAUUCUUGAUGUCUAAAUAUUAUUUUCUGGCAUUCGUGUAGAUUAGGAGUUAUUAACUGCAAUCAAAAUAAGUAACCCCAGUUCAUACAAAUUUAAAUAUAAUUACUAUAAUCAAAUAAUUGAAGAAGAUAUAAAUUUAGUAUAGGGCAGGUUAGUUGAUCCAUUUAUUUACAAAUUUUAUGAACAACAUCCUGAUUUAUAAAAUAAAAUGUAAUUCUAAGAUUUCCAAAAAUUAAUUUCAUAACAGGCAAUACAAGUAAGUCAAGGAGAUCUCUUAUAAGAAGAUUAGAAAUUAAGCAAAUAAGUGGCAUUAUAUAGAUACAGAAAUUAUACUGUGAAUAUGAAAGAUAAAUUCACUGAACUUACAAUAGAAUAUCCAGUAAGAUGUAAAAGUUGUAAAAAUCUGGAGGUUUGUAUCGAUAUGAGGAGUUAUAUAGCAGAAUUUAAUUAUUAAAUAAAAAUGUUUCCAACAAAAGCUUUUUCCUGUCCAUUAUGUAAACACUAAUUAAGUAAAUAAACCCUUAGCAUGAAGAUUUAAAAUUACAUAUAUUUAGAUUCAAACAUGCUUUCAUUCAUGUUUAAGGACAUGUCUUAUGUUAAUGGAACAAAUAUUUUUGAAUAUUAAGGAGAAUAAUAUAUUUUCUAAGAAUUUCUGGAUAGAUAAAAGAUCAAAAGAGAAACUUACGUUGCAGGGUUACAAGACAAAAAGGUUUUAUUUAGACAACUUUUUUGUUUAGUUAAUCCAAAUUAGAAAAUUAAAUAACCUUUAAUUCUCUAAAAAUGUCCAGAUAGAAAUAUUGUUGAUUUUACAUCAUUUUAUGAAGAAUUAAAGAAAAUAAAUUUUGAUUACGAAAAUUAUGGGCUAAUAUUAUGUAAAUGUGCCUUUUGUGGUUUUAAUCCGAUUAAGACCUUUGUAGGAAACAUCUAUUUUCAUGAAGCUUUUUAUGAAGCUCUCAAUAAAUUUUAUAAAAUUGAGGAAUUAAAAAAUGAUACAGAAUUCUCCUAUUAGUUUGAGGAUACUGAAUAAAAGAGUUAUGUUAUCAAUAAGCAAUAGCAAUAUAAAAUCAAAUUAAUAAUGGGAUGA